AUGGGGAGAGGAGGGCAAGGAGGAGGCGGCCGCCUGUUCCCCUUUUAUCCUUCAACCUCUCUCCCGGCCGCCAUUGGGUUCUCCCUCCUGCUGCUCAAUCUCUCUCAACCUCGCGCAUCCGCAGCUCCUUCGCCACCUCCGUCGUCUGCCCUCGCCUUCGACUACGGCGACGCCCUCACCAAGAGCCUCCUCUACUUCGAGGCCCAGCGUUCCGGCCGCCUCCCCUACAACCAGCGCGUCUCCUGGCGACACCACUCCGCCCUCUCCGACGGCCUCGAGCAAGGCGUGAGCACCAACACAGAACACGCACCUCUUUCUCUCUCUCUCUCUCUCUCUCUCUCUCUGGCUUUCUCUCUCCAGAUACCUAGCUAACUAGCAAAGGGGGGAGGGGAGGAGUUGCAGGUGGACCUGGUGGGUGGCUACUACGACGCCGGCGACAACGUGAAGUUCGGACUACCGAUGGCCUUCACGGUGACGAUGGUGGCGUGGGGGGUGGUUGAGUACGGCGAGGAGAUUGCCGGUGCCGGCGAGCUGGAACACGCGCUGGAGGCGAUCAAGUGGGGCACCGACUACUUGGUCAAGGCCCACGCCGCCCCCGAGGUCCUUUGGGCUGAGGUGGGCGACGGCGAAACCGACCACUACUGCUGGCAGCGCCCCGAGGACAUGACCACCUCCCGGCGGGCCUUCAAGAUCGACGCCGGCCAUCCCGGCUCCGACCUCGCCGGCGAGACGGCCGCCGCCAUGGCCGCCGCCUCCGUCGUCUUCCGCCGCCGCAACCCGCACUACUCACACCUGCUCCUGCACCACGCCCAGCAACUCUUCGAGUUCGCCGAUAAGCACCGGGGGAACUACGACCGAAGCGUGGCGGCGGCGAGGAAGUACUACGCGUCGGUCAGCGGCUACAACGACGAGCUGCUCUGGGCGGCUCUGUGGCUGCACAGGGCCACCGCAGGCGCCGGCCUCGGAGACGACGGUAGCGGGGUCUACUUGGACUACGUGGUGAGGAACGGGCACGCGCUCGGGGGCACCGGAUGGGCCGUCACCGAGUUCAGUUGGGACAUCAAGUACGCCGGCGUUCAGGUCCUCGCCUCCAAGGCAAGUAACCCCGCCGCAACGGGCACUUCCGCCACCACCCCGCCUGCUCCUCCUCGGCCAACUGUCCCGCUCAUACAUACAUCUCUGAUCUGCAUAAUCCACUAGCUCUAGGCCAAUUCAUCAACCCCAUUGGGCAGGCCAUAAAUAUAUCUUUAUAAACGUCUAGAGAGAGAGAGAGAGAGGGUGAUCCACCGAAUCCAUGUGAGGGGAUACCUAAUCUAACGAUGCCCAUCUCGGUCUGCUCCACGUCUGCAGCUACUGAUGGAGAAAGGUCAACGGUGGCCGGAGGAGGCGGCGGCGGCAGAGGAGAUCCUGAUGCAGUUCCAGUCCAAGGCGGAGCACUACCUUUGCGCCUGCCUCGGCAAGAACAACGGCACCAACGUCCGCCGCACCCCCGGGGGCCUCCUCUACGUCCGCCCCUGGAACAACAUGCAAUACGUCUCCGGCGCCGCUUUCCUCCUCACUGUCUACGCCGACGCCCUCCGCCGCUCCGGCCAGGCGCUACCCUGCCCCGGCGGCGCCGCCAGGCCCUCGGACCUCCUCUCCACCGCCAAGUCCUCGGUGGACUACAUCCUCGGUGCCAAUCCCAUGGGCCUCAGCUACCUGGUCGGCUACGGACCCCGCUUCCCCCGGCAGGUGCACCAUCGUGGGGCCUCCAUGACGUCCUACAAGGAGACCAGGAGCUUUAUCGGCUGCACGCAGGGCUACGACGACUGGUACGGGCGCCAGGAGGACAAUCCCAACAUCCUCGUCGGCGCCCUCGUCGGCGGGCCCGGCGGCGACGACGUGUUCCAGGACGAGAGGCAGAACUACAUGCAGACGGAAGCCUGCACCUACAACACCGCUCCUCUCAUCGGCGUCUUCGCGAAGUUGCACCGGCUGAGAUUGGAGGAGAGCGCGGGCGGCCCGCCCCGUCGGUGUUCUCUUCUAAACCCUAGGUAA
Messenger RNA from Spirodela intermedia, 2037 nucleotides. Lineage: Eukaryota; Viridiplantae; Streptophyta; Magnoliopsida; Alismatales; Araceae. The record is from the annotation of a GenBank genome assembly.